AUGACAUGUGGUAACAGCGGCAACGACAACAGCAACUCGAAACAGGUAUCACCGCUGACAGCCGAUAGUUUACCACCGGAAAUUUAUCCAGAAAUUCUAAAAUACUUAAAAAGAACGGAUAUCGAUAAUUGUUCAUUGGUAUGCAGGAGGUGGUGGUCACAGAUUGAGCGAAAUUUUCACUUUUUGGCUAAACAUCAUAUAAAACGAUUGCAUAUCGAAGAAGAUAAAACUGGUUUUACGCUGAAUAUAAGUGGUCCCGAACUUGUAAAGCAAUGGAAGUAUCGGAAGGCUUCUAUGGAACAAAAGGCACUAAUGUUACGGAAACGUCAUCAUAAUGAUUGCGAAGAUUCUGGAAUACCACCGAUGAAACUGUCCGCUAUGUGCGUUUAUGCGGCUUCAAAUCUGCCGUCAACUUCCUACCCAAAUAUUGUUCCAGUUAUACUUGUUGAACCAAUUGAGGAAGCAGCAAAAGUUGCCUUUAAAAAGAAAAUUCAUGUUCCGCCAGUUGAACUGUUUGCACGUUUGGUGAAGUGUUAUCGGCAUGCAGAUAUUGAUACAAUAACGUUCAACGAGUUUCGAUUGACCGACCAGUUUGUUGAUCGAUUUAGGGAGGCAUUCGACGGUCAUCCGGUCAAAUGUCAACAGCUUAUUUUAAGAUUUACAAAGCUCAAAUAUAUAUCUGUAAAAAAGUUUGUAUUAAUCAAGUUUGAUGAAUUGUUGGCUAUGUUUGAUACAAAAUCGUUAAAAUUUGAAUGGAUUCGAGACUGUAAUGGUCAUUUAUCGUGUAUGGGUGUUCAGGAACGUAUACGGGACUAUGUUACAUCACUGGAAAUUAUGAAUGUUACACCUGAAUUACAACCUUUUUCCAGCGACUUUGUGUUACAAUUUUUGCUAAAAUCUGGCGUUAAUUUGUUGAGGAUUGAAGAAUGCGAUAUUUGCUUAAACGAUUUGAUCAAACUUAUUGAGGAAUGGCAUAAAUCAGAAACGGUACUGUUUGGAAAGGUAUGUUUGGUGGUAAAAAAUUUGAAAUGGAAGAAGUUUUUUGAAUUAUUACCGGCACAAAAUGUUGCACGCCAAGGCUACAAGGCAAUUAUGCAUAGUCGACUGCCAUAUGAGCUUCGGCUUUGGGUCUGCGGAAAUGUGUUGUAUAUGGUGACUGAAAAAAGUCCUAAACAUUGA
Molecule: messenger RNA, 1179 nt
Organism: Enterobius vermicularis (human pinworm)
Lineage: Eukaryota; Metazoa; Nematoda; Chromadorea; Rhabditida; Oxyuridae
Source: the annotation of a GenBank genome assembly